UAUGACAGAGACUAUUAAGUAAGAGAUGACUCCAUUAAAUACUAACAAACCCGAACCUUCUACAUCAAAAACACUCCGAAGUAGAAAAGUUGUUGAUUUAGUUUUCUAAAAUAUUACCUAUGAAAUAAGUAAUUAUUAAAGAAUAUUAUUAGAGAAAAGAGUAAUUCUUGAUAAUAUAAAUGGUAUCUGUCCUGGUGGACAUGUUACAGCAAUAAUGGGAAGUUCUGGUGCAGGUAAGACAACAUUACUGAAUGUUUUGGCUUGUCGAAUUACUAAUUCUAAAACCAAUAAAUUGACUGGGAAAUUAUUGGCUAAUAGUUGUCCAUAUGACUAUGAAAAGUUUUCUUAAUUUGCUUCAUAUGUGAUGCAAAAUGAUGUUUUAAUGGAAACUAUGACUCCUAAAGAAGCACUUGAAUUUGCUGCCAAUCUCAAAUACAGUGAUACUUAAAUAAAGUAAUCUAGAGUUAUUGAGACACUUAAAUGUAUGAGAUUGGAGAGAUGUUAGAAUACAUUUAUUGGAGGAAUUAAUAUGAAAGGUAUUUCAGGUGGAGAGAGAAAAAGAACAUCAAUUGGAUAUGAAUUAGUAUCUAAUCCUAGUUGCAUAUUGCUUGAUGAACCAACUUCUGGAUUAGAUUCUUUUACAGCUUUUUAAAUUAUGUAAUUAUAAAUUUUGAUUAAUUUAUAGCCAUUAAUUAAGAAAAUUAGCAGAUGAAUAAGACAGAACUAUUAUUUUUACUAUACAUUAACCAAGUUCAGAUAUAUUUUUAUUGUUUGACAGGAUUAUGUUAUUGGUUCAAGGAAGAUUAGUAUAUUAAGGAUCUAGAGAGAAUAUAAUUAAUCAUUUUAGUAGUUUUGGAUUUAAGUGUCCUGAUCAUUCUAAUCCAAUGGAUUAUUUUUUAUCUAUAACUCAUUCUGAAGAUAAGUAGAAUAUUGAGAAUUACAGUUUAUAUUUUGAGAAUUAUUAAUAGAAAUUACAAAAAUAAAUAGAAUCUGAAAUUUUGAAUUGUUGUAAUUCAGAUGUACCAUUAAAAAUUAAUGAAACUUCAUUUACAUAUUAAAUAGGUGAAAUAUCUUCAAGAGGAGUCAAAAAUAUAAUGAGAGAUCAUAUGCAAUUUAAAGCAAAAGUAAUUUAAGCAAUAUUUUUGGGUUUAUUAAAAGGAGGUGUAUUUUGGGGAGCUGGUCGUAAUAAUGGUAAAUUAGAAGAUUUAUUAUCAAUAUCUGGAGGUAUUUUAUAUUAAUAAAUAUAUAGCCUUGUUUUUUAUUUGUGUAGAUUUUACAAUGAAUGCUAUUAUGUCAUGUAUUUUAAGUUUUUCAGUAGAGAGAGAAGUAUUUUUGAGAGAAGAGAAUUCAAAAUUAUAUACAACAAAAUCUUAUUUUUUAGCUAAAUAACUUAUUGAGAUUCCAUUUUGUGUUAUUUCACCAUUAAUAUAAUAAAUAAUAGCUUAUUGGAUGAUAGGAUUAAAUGAUUAAUCUGGAGAAGUAGUAUUAAUACAUCUCUUAAUAUCAGUUUUAGUAUUUGUUUGUUCAAAUUCAAUGGGUAUUUAUAUAUAUAAUAUUAUUUUUAAGGAUUGAUGGCAGGAGCAGCAUUCAAAGAUAUAUAAUUAGCAUUAAAUAUUGUACCAGCUAUUGUAACUCCAUUAAUCAUUUUUUCAGGAUUUUAUUCAAAUUAAAAGACUUUUUAUCCUUGGAUUGGAUGGUUAUAAUAUUUAAGUCCAAUGAAAUAUGGAUUUGAAGCAAUGUCUUAUAAUGAAAAUGAAGGGAAGUAUUAUGAAAAUGAUCCAGAAGAUCUUUAUGGUUUCGAUAUUGGAUUAUGGUGGUGUGCAUUAAUUCUAUUUGGAUAUAUUGUUGUAUAUAGAUUCCUAGCAUUUUUAUUCUUAUAUGGUUUAAAAUAAAAACUUCAAUGAUAUUGU
This is a messenger RNA of Paramecium pentaurelia, 1910 nucleotides long. The record is from the annotation of a GenBank genome assembly. NCBI's taxonomy places the organism in Eukaryota, Ciliophora, Oligohymenophorea, Peniculida, Parameciidae.